This is a messenger RNA of Xyrauchen texanus (razorback sucker), 6052 nucleotides long. Its product is annotated as protein ABHD8-like. The transcript has 5 exons. Lineage: Eukaryota; Metazoa; Chordata; Actinopteri; Cypriniformes; Catostomidae. The coding region runs from base 544 to 1935 and encodes 463 amino acids. The record is from RefSeq and is a predicted model, not a curated record. Gene Ontology annotation, molecular function: catalytic activity.
CAUAUAUGUUAAUGUGUCAUCAUGUAAGAGGUAAAAACUGCUGCUCUCUAUCUCAUCCGUGCUUAGCAACAGCAUGAGUAGACUCUGUAUUGGUCACUAUCCAGUGAUGAAAGCCCUGCAGUUCGUUACAACUCCUGUCAGUCGAGCAGAAAACGAAGCAAGGCAUGCUUCCCGACUACAGGAGAAAACAAGGGCACUAGGGUGGAUAAUUGCCCAACCAUGAGGAUGCUGCGCGCGGAUGCACCAUGUUCGGAGACGCUUAAAUUACGAUGCACACUUUUAUUUACCUUCAUCCGCGCGCGCUCGGACUAAUUCGAUUUUAAUAGCAUAAAGCAAGACUAGAAUGCAGAGCUGAUACCAAACAUGUAUUCUGCUAUUUAAUAUUAUUAUAUGUCUUAAUGCAACAGAUUAGAGAUAUUAUAAUUGCUUUGUUUUUGAUUUGCGACAUCAUAACCCGUCCUUCAAAUAUUGGUGCAUCCUAAAAUCUAGCGCGGUUACGAAACCGAUUCGUCUACUAGGCAUUGAUCCAGGUAAACAAGCACCAUGUUGACCAGCAUCACCGAGAGCAUCUUCUGCUGUCUGAUGGGAAAGACCAAUGGCGUCGUUCUGCCGGUUGAGUCAUCUGAUGGGAAACCGGCUAACGGAUUCGAGUUUGUGGAGGUAAAGCCAGGUCGGGUGCUACGCGUGCGCCACAUCCUCCCAGAACGCCCCGCGACUACCGAAUCGCAACCAGAACCGGGCAACACAGUCCACUGCAAACGCAAGAUCACAGUGUACCGCAACGGGCAACUCGUAAUCGAGAACCUGGGCGACGUUCUCCACUCCGAGAUCUUGCAGUGCCAGAACGGCGACGUGGAACCGUGCAGCAUGGUAGAGGUGGAGCUGUCCGACUACACCACUGCACCGUCAUCACCUGAUCCCAGACCUGCUCCACCUCUUCCCACCUCGGAUCAGCAGAAACCUGCUCCUCCACCCAGGCGUCGGCGACGGAAACCGAAGCGCACUGUAGUAAUCGAUACGGAGCGCUGCAUCAGCAGCUGUAAGGGGACGCACUCAGAUGUGGCACUGUUUUUCAUCCACGGUGUUGGCGGUUCGCUCGAUAUCUGGGGCAGUCAGCUUGAUUUCUUCUCACGGUUGGGUUACGAAGUCAUCGCCCCUGAUUUGGCAGGGCAUGGAGCUAGUAUCGCCCCUCAGAUAGCGGCGGCUUAUACUUUCUAUGCCCUAGCAGAGGAUCUGCGUGCCAUAUUUAAGAGAUAUGCAAGAAAAAGGAACAUCCUUAUUGGUCACUCCUAUGGGGUGUCGUUCUGUACGUUCCUGGCUCACGAGUAUCCGGAACAGGUGCAUAAGGUGGUGAUGAUAAAUGGAGGAGGCCCCACGGCGCUGGAACCCAGUUUGUGCUCCAUCUUCCAGCUACCCUCCUGCGUCCUACACUGUCUGACUCCGUGCCUGGCCUGGAGCUUCCUCAAUGCUGGUUUCGCGCGACAGGGUGCUAAAGAGAAGCAGCUCCUGAAGGAAGGAAACGCGUUUAACGUGUCUCCGUUCGUGUUGCGAGCGAUGAUGAGCGGGCAAUAUUGGCCGGAGGGCGAUGAAGUUUAUCAUGCAGAGCUCACUGUACCCAUACUUCUAGUGCACGGCAUGUACGACAAGUUUGUGCCCAUCGAUGAAGAUCAGCGAAUGGCAGAGAUCCUCUUGUUUGCAUUCCUGAAAGUGAUCGAGGAAGGCAGUCACAUGGUCAUGAUGGAAUGCCCCGAGACCGUCAACACACUCCUGCACGAGUUUUUCCUCUGGGAACCUGACACUUCCAAAAAGGACACGAUUUCCAAAGUAACAGCCGACCAGAUGACAACCGACAACACCGCGCCUGUCCUGACACUCUGUGUCGCCAAUGGCAGAAGCACAGGGACACCCAAGGUCAACAAGCCCCUCAACAAGUAACCUACGAUUGACGUGUUUGGGGUAAACCAAUCAGAAGGCUGUUAAUGGCUGGUGCUGCAAAUGGUGAAAGCAUUGUCACCUUGGCCAGAAGGCCUGAACGUGUGUCACGUAAGAGGGCGAGAACGUUUCAAGUGUUGAGAAUCUCUCUAAGAGAACUAGCGGAGUGGAGAAAGCAGCUGAUUUUAAACCAAUAAUGGUGGUUUAUGAUUAUCGUUAUGCCUUUGUAUCUCUCUGCUACCUUUGGACAAUAUCUUUCCUUCUUGUGCUUUCAAAACAAAAGGACUGGAUGUCCGUCCGUUCAGAGGAUGUAACCUAGUGUUCAAAAGUGCUGGAGUCUAGAAGGGACUGACUUACGAGAUAAGACAGCAAUUGAUCCAAGUCGAGAGAGUGUAUAAAGUCAAUAUGAAAAAACAUUCGUAACCCGUUUUACUUCCAUAAUUUGAUGUAAUUUCAAGUGAAAUAAGAUAUUCUGGGAAAAAAUUAGGUCGGGGCUUGAUUGAUUUUAUUCGUCGUCAGUGAUUGUAUUGCGAAAAAGUGGGCGUCAUUUACUAGAAUGGAGCCAAGUGGUUGAAGGGGAGGGGUUAAAAAUGAGUGCUUGAUGACAUCAUCCGAAAAGGAAAGUUGUUUCAGAGGCGGAGCAAGUCAUUAUGUUUCGAUAAAAGAACACGAAGACAAAACAUAGAUUUGGAAUAACGUGCACGGGUGAAUCGUUCACAGUAAGACCAGGAACAUGAAUUAAGAAAGUCAAUUUGAUUGCAUGUUGACUUAAACAAUUUUGUACAGAAUUUGUGUUCACGUCAUCACCGAGCACUAUUAUAUGUUCUGAAUAAGUCAAUACAAAUACUAAUAUUAAAUGGACACAUUUUUUUACAUGUCUUCCCUUAUUAAAAAAUAUACACCACUUGCCGUUAAAGAGGGACUGUGCUUGAAAACAGAAAAAAUAGAUGACAAACAAAUGAUAAUGUACUGUAAACACAUGCUAGCUACACAUUUUACUUGAAGCUAAUUAUUUUAACAACAGUAGAACACAUGUUACUUCACAUGGAGGACAAAAGCAGGACAAGCAAAAGACAUCAAAUAAAAUUGACCGUCGCAAUGGGAAAUUUCAUGCCAGUUGGCGCACUCUGCCAUCUCCUAGCAACCAGGAAGUAGGGCUAUGCAGUAUGAGAGUGAGCAAAAGAAAGAGCUACAAUAUUGUUGAUGGCCAUGUUAUGAUAUUGUGCUGUGUAAAAACAGGAUAUAAGCUACCAAAUACGUAGUGUAUUGCAACUACAUACUCUUAUGAUAUCUAUAGUGUAGAAUUGCAAAUGUUGAGUAACGGAUUGAACCAAAAAUGUAGAAUUGAUUUAAAUGAUAUUAUGAAUAUCUAACAGCUAGGUUGAUCAAAUCACAUGCAGUGCAAUUAGAGCAUAAUUGUGUUUGAUUAAGCUAAAUAGGACAGUCUGUCUGUCAUUUAAUGCAAAAAAUAAAUUGUGGCUUGUGCAAGCCUCUGGCUGGUUACUAUGACAACAGCCAGUCUGGUCCAUCAGAUCGUUUGGAGAUAAUUAUUACACAUGUGCAGGAAACAAAGGCAUUAUCUGCAGUCUCCUCACAUUUAUGUGAUAAAACGGUCAAACAUCCCCUUAUAAGAGCUGAUAGUUUAGACAAAUUGAAAAUCAGGCAUUCAUGUCAUUGUUAACAAAUUCUCUUUUUGACUUCCAAAAAAACAUGUUGACCGUAAUGCACUUACAAUAGAGGUCUAUGGGGUACGGAAGCCCUGAACCGCACUGAUGAAAAACAAAUUGCAUCUUAGUGCCUUCCUGAGCCUACAAAGAGAUGUCCAACAAAAACAACAACAACAACAACAACAAAAAGGUAUAACUUGUAUUUUAUUAUUAUUCUCCCUAAAUUUUGUUCACUCUAUCGUUUUCCACUCUAUCUUAAUUUUUUUUAUUCCUCACCAAAAAAUGCUAGCUAACAAUUAGCAUGUGGUACCAACCUCGGCCACCAGGUGCCACUAUCAGUAAGCAUGAAAUCUUAUGCUUACAAGGUGACAGAUGACAGCUGAUCUGAUGAUUUAUAGUUGUAUAAUACUCAAUAACAAGAAUGUUUUUUGAAUCUUAAUCAAGGAAAUAAACAAUGUUUGAGUCUAAUAAUAAAUAAAAUGUUAUAAUACAAUUAAAUUAUAAUUGUAAAAAAAUUAUCGUGUGUUCAGAAGAAAAGAAAAACAUUUCGCAAAAUAAAUAUUUGAGAGAAAAAAAAUCCUUUUUUUUUUUUUUUGACAGAUUUUUAUUUUUUUUUGGACAGGCUCAGGCACUAAGACACCUAAAAUAAAAAAAAAUCACAAUGCGGUUUGGGGCUUCCAUAAUGGGGCAUGUACUGUAUACCUGAGUGUUUUAAAGCAAAAAUGUGCAGCUUAUAUUUUCGUUAAAACGCUAUUAUAACAUAUUAUAUUGUUUUUUGAGAUGUAAAGACAAUUUACUAGAUUAUAAUUGAAAUAUUGGAUAAAACUUUGCAAAGACAAGACUAGGAACUGUAUUUUUUGGGCGGCUGUGGCUCAGUCGGUAGAGCAGGUCGGCCACUAAUCGCAGGGUUGGCGGUUCGAUUGUCGGUCCACAUGACUCCACAUGCCGAAGUGUCCUUGGGCAAGACACUGAAGCCCAAGUUUCUCCCAAUGGCAGGCUAGCGCCUUGCAUAGCAGCUCUGCCAUCAUUGGUGUGUGAGUGUGUGUGUGAAUGGGUGAAUGAGAUGCAGUGUAAAGCGCUUUGAAUAAUGUUAAGGUUAAAAAGGCGCUAUUAACAUUUAUUGUGGUGCAAUGCAUUGCCCCAUAGACUUCCAUUUCAAGUGCAUUAUGUAAACAUGAUUUUUGCUUGUUUGUACAAGUCAAAUUUGCUUACAUUAUGUGUACAGUAGAUAUGCACUGAUGUAAACCUUUGGGCAGAUAUUGAUUAAAUAAAUAUAAACAUAUUUUGCCACUUACCUUAUUUUGUCACGAGAUCACCGUUUUGCUCAGGAAUUAUGCUUUAAAAUUAUACGAUGAUGUACAAAAGCUAUUUAUUUUUUCAUUGAACAUGGAUUGGAUCUGUUGAACACAUAACCGGCCAAAUUUUUAAGAAAGCCACAAUGAAAAAUAAAUACAAGAUAAAAAAAAGAUUUAAAAAAUAUGACAUGACGAUUGAUGCGGAGGGAAAAAAACGUUUAUUUUUGCAGUUCUAAAUAACAAAACUCCCAUUUGACAAACUAUGACAUUACAGACUCAUAUUAGACAUUCAGCAUACUUUUUCAGAUUUCAUUUAUUUGGUUAGGUAUUGCUGAAAUAUUAUUCAAAGAAAGAAAAAAUCAUAAACUAUAUACAACAAAAAAUAAAUGUCGGUGGCCGAUAUAUCGGGGCAUACAGUAACAUAUAAGCUAAUGCAUUCUGACUUUGAUCAUUUCACACCUAAUGCCCCCCCCCGUGUACAGUAUUUGUUUCCCCUUUUCAGUUUUCAGUCAUAUCAAAAGGAAGCAUCCAGUGCAAGUGGCUUCUCUCGUGUUUCAUUGGUGGUCAGUACACAUGGCUGGUGCUGACAUAUUCAUUAUCUGGCAUUUCAAAAGAAAGAAUGACAUGACAAACCGAACACCUUCAUUCAACAGGGUAUUAUGCAACGAUGCUAAACUUUUCUCUGCUGACACACGGUAGAAGUUGUACAGGCUGGGAUUAUUAUUAUUAUUAUUUUGUAUUUUUUGGAGAGAUGAGAAAACAUUCAAAUGAAAUGUAACACAAUAAUGAACAAUACUGGCCAAUACUGUUAUAAACUGCCAAAGGUUCCAUUUAUGGAUCAAGAGUGAAUAUGAGUCAUACUGAGUCAAAUGAACGAGUUUCUGAAGUGGAAUAAGUUUCUCGGUUUGAGGGAGUAAAUGUUAUUAUACAGACUGAAUGAAGAAUUCCUCUUCUUCUUCUUCUUCCUCUGGUUGUGUACUGAUGUCUGUACCCCACUGUGAACAUUGUACUUCAAUUUGUGUCAGAUGUGUGUGUGUUGCAUACAGUAUAUCUAUGGGAAAGCACUAUAUCAUGCACUGCCUGAAAAUAUGUGCAUAUGAAAUGUCUUGGAAAAGAAAUAAAAUAAAAAAAUUAUAAAUAAAUAAACACACACACACA